This is a messenger RNA of Lucilia cuprina (Australian sheep blowfly), 781 nucleotides long. Its product is annotated as lysozyme-like. NCBI's taxonomy places the organism in Eukaryota, Metazoa, Arthropoda, Insecta, Diptera, Calliphoridae. The transcript is spliced from 4 exons. The record is from RefSeq and is a predicted model, not a curated record. Bases 163 to 696 code for a protein of 177 amino acids.
CGAUUAGAGUGACAAUAUCAUUUACGAAUAAUACAAAUUUUAGUAUUAAGUAAGGUACCCGUUCGGUGAACACCAGUGUAAUAAACGCGAUUGUAAACAAUCAUUAUCAGUUUUUAAUACGUGUAACGUAACUACCUAUAUACUGACAUUUGCAUAUUUCAGAUGUUUUUGAAUUCCUCGAGAUUAGUAAAAAUAAUUUGCGCAUUUGCUGUACUCAUCAAUAUAAUAGUAAAUGUGGAAAGUAAAAAAUAUAUGAGAUGCGAACUGUCGCGGGAAUUGGUGGAGAAAUACCAAAUUAGUAAAACGUUUCUAUCAAAUUGGAUUUGUUUGAUUGAACAUGAAAGCGAAAGAGAUACACAAAAAAGGACUACCCUAACGAAUGGUGAAAAUAAAUACGGCCUCUUUCAAAUAAGUAGCAAAGAAUGUGGAUCAGGCAACAAAAUUCAAGCAUGUGACACGUCAAAAUUUCCAUGCUGCCAAAUGAAAUGCGAAAAUUUCUUGAAUGACGAUAUUGCCGAUGACGUCCACUGUGCAAAAAGAAUAUUUGAACUUAAAGGUUUUCGAAACUGGAAUGGUUGGAAUACGUACUGUCGCAAUACUCAAAAUUUACCAAACCUAAGCGUUGCUUGUAAUAUCAACACAGUUUCCCCAUUAUCACGAUUUCUCUCCUAUAUGAGUUCAGGUAUAAGACAAUAAUCUAAUGAAUUGUGUUAAAAAAGUUCUAGUAAAUGAUUUUUAUUUAUGCGAUUAAAAUAUAACAUUCCACAAAAUUUAAAAAAAA